CACCGGGCAGCAGGCAGCAGGCUGUACAGCACCAAAUGUCAUCAUUAUCAGCUGCAGCGAAGCAAGGCAAAGUACUGACAACAAAUACGGUGGCGUGGAGGACACACUGAUGAACGUGUGUUAGAGCGAAAAUGUCAGUGACGGCAAACGCCACUACUUUAGCAGUAGUCAAUCAAAGGCCGUUGAAGCGCUUGGUAGUAUUCGUACAAAGCAGUUGUAGUGAAUGUGGCACAUUUUGAAAGGAAAAAAUAAGGAUCAGAGUGCGAAUAUGCGACGCGUUAAACGAUAUUAAAUUUUAAGAUGCGCCAAGGACCUUUCUGACUACUAUGUAAAUGCAGUAGUAAUACUAAAUAGCAACAGUAACACCAACUCAUACAAACAAAAAAUAAGGAAAAUUGCGCGAUGUACGUGUCUGAAAAGUGAUUACUUAAGCAAAUACCUAAUUUUAUUAUUAUUUUUAUUAUUACUGCGACUGAGCAGUGUAACAAGCAAGCAAACUACGUUGAAAAUAUUGAGGAAAGUGCAAAAUUAAAUGAUAUGAUGUGGCGCGUGUGUCGCCGCGGCUUGCACAAAUGUGGCCAAGUGAAAUCUGAGCUGUGAGCAACUUGGCUGGCUGGCAGGCAGGUCCACUCGUGUGAGAGUAGAUCUAUAUUUCGUUUAACGCCGUUCAAGGCAAAGCAACACAUUUAUGCCAGAUGCCACCGAAAACGAGUGUAUAGUAAAUUUUUAUGUGUAUACGCGCAUUUGUAAAAUCUUAUGAGCGUUCAAAUUAAAGUGGCUCAUAACGAGUGCUCCUAUACCAACAAACGAAAAACGCUAAUCGCGCAAGAUCGUUUAAACAGUUGAAAGUGUUUUGCCAAAACAGAAUUGCCAUUCAAUUUUUUUCCUCUUUUGAGUGUGUGUGCGAAUGCGCUUCAGCUAAAUUGCAGCUAUUUUAACGGUGCAAAUGUGUGUUCAUGUGUUUGCUGGCAAAUUGAUUUAAACUGCCACUUAUACAGAAAAAGUAAACAACAAGAAGUGGAAAACAAUCCUAAAUGGAUUGGCGCGAGAAGCACGUGUGCUCCAAGCAGUAGAAAAAAAUAUAAAAAAAACGAGGAAAAGAAUACAAGUAGCACCAACGAAAACUACACCGCCCUUUAACGCCAGUCCGACAAACGCUAAAUGAAAAUAUUUUCGCGGAAAUUGCAUGUCGUGCAACAUUUACCACCAAUGCCCAUUAAAAGCAGUCCUUGUGUGCAUGUGUAUGUGUGUUUUAGUAGCUAAAUGACGCCGGUUCGCGUCUAAUGGCGCUGCAACGCGGUAAUAGCGCACGUAAAAUAAAAUAAUAAAGAAAAUAUAAUAAAAAAAAAAUACGUUUACAAAACAAAAUUCAGUGCAAGUGCAACAAGCAGCACACACAGCAACACAGUUUGAGUGCGAAUCUACUUAUUCGUUUUCUCGCUUGUCGGCGCGCUCCGCCAACUUGACGUUAACAAUAAUUACGCGCGCGUAAAUUAGUCCCGUUUCGACAUUUUAUAGCGCGUUAAUUGCUGCACACACGCCAAAUUCACACAUCAACAAUUUUGGGUAAACAAAACUUAACACCCACUAACGCCAGUUCUCCCAAGGCACCUGUACUUCGUGUAUUUUGCUGCCACUAGCCACUCAAGUCCAUUCCUUCCCCACUACCACAAUGGCCGUCAGCAACAUCGUCUGUGAGUGGCUGCGCGCCCUUGGCCUAGCUCAGUAUGCCGAGAGCUUUCUGGAUAAUGGCUAUGAUGAUUUGGAGAUUUGCAAACAGGUCGGUGAUCCCGAUUUGGAUGCCAUUGGCGUGGAAAAUCCGAUGCAUCGUCAUAAAUUGUUGAAAAGCAUACGACAGUUGCGUGAAAAGGGUGCCGCUUCCGUUUACUUUAUGUUGAACGAUCCGAGCUCGCUGUCGGGCAGCAUGGAGAUUCUUUGUGAAACGCCACCAAAUGAGUUGGAUUUGGUGUUACGCGAGCAACUGGAAACCGAUGGCAUACGCUUGACCGCACAUCCAUACUCCACACCGGUCUCCUACCUUACUAAGUCUGUAUAUGAAUAUAGAAAUGAUGAGAGCGAUGCUAUGUUACGCUGGGUUUUUCAUGAAAAGUGA
Molecule: messenger RNA, 2113 nt
Organism: Anastrepha obliqua
Lineage: Eukaryota; Metazoa; Arthropoda; Insecta; Diptera; Tephritidae
Product: sterile alpha motif domain-containing protein 5-like
Exons: 2
Coding region: 1673-2113 (146 amino acids)
Molecular function (GO): protein binding
Source: RefSeq, a predicted model, not a curated record